Aspergillus costaricaensis CBS 115574 is the source of this 2303-nucleotide messenger RNA. RefSeq lists its product as uncharacterized. The coding region runs from base 286 to 2148 and encodes 620 amino acids. NCBI's taxonomy places the organism in Eukaryota, Fungi, Ascomycota, Eurotiomycetes, Eurotiales, Aspergillaceae. The record is from RefSeq and is a predicted model, not a curated record. The transcript is spliced from 3 exons.
GUUUGGGAGACCUAUGCCGAUCUUCGGGGUGCCCCAGUCGAACAACGAGACUAUGUAUCUGGGCCCGCGGCGUGGGUUGGGACUCUCCAAUCCGUAUAAGGCGCGUGUAUCUGCAAAUCAGCCUUUCAUGAUUUCCUGCGCCAUGGCUGAUCGGGUUUUCCUUUUUCUCUCUUCUCACCUUCCUCCUCCCCUUCCUCUUUCCUUCUCCGCCCCUGGCCUGUCCCUCCUCCGCUCGUUGGGUUUUUGCUUUGCUGGGAGGGUUCAUCAUCACUCUCCGCCCGAACCAUGAUUUGGUGUCUGUUCGCCUUGCUCUUUUCGCAAUUCACUUUUGCGCAGCGCCACGAUGAGGAUCUCAUGUCCUUUGUGACACUCCCCGAAGUUCGGGCCUUGAAAUGGGAAAUCACUCACCAUGAUCGGGACCGCGCCGCACCGGGUUACUGGUUUGUUGCUCCCUACGGCAUGAUCGAUCCCGAAUCUCCGACUCGUAAGUAUCUGCAGUAUCAGGUCGGACCCUAUAUCUAUGACCAAGAUGGCGUUCUCAUUUGGGCCGGAUCCCCCAUGUUCGAUAACCGAAACACCUUCGACUUCAAAGCGGUGCACAAUAUCGACGAUAAACCUCACUUGUCCCUGAUUGCGCAACGGUCCUUCGAUGAAACUGUCCCCGGAAGCGGUCUUAUUUUGAGUCAGCAUUAUGAGGUGGAGUCGGAGGUUUUCAAGCUUAACGAUACCUGGGAAUUCAAUGUCCACGAGUUUAAAGUCAUGGAUGGAGGCAAAACAGCCCUGGCCUGUGUCUAUCAGUCGAAAAUGCUGGACAUGGCUGAUGUGGGCCGUCCCGGGGAACAGAAGCUUUUCCUGACGGGUGGAUUUGCAGAGUUGGAUUUGGCUACUGGUGCACCGCUGUUUGAAUGGGACUCUUCCGAUCACCUGGGCUUGCAUGAGACCGACCGCUUUCACACCUGGGAGGAGCCUAUGGGUCAAUGGGGAUUCGACUCUGUGCAUAUGAAUGCCGUGGAUAAGAAUGAGGCCGGCGACUACAUUAUCUCGAUGCGCUUCACCGAUACCAUCUAUAUGAUUUCCGGCGUAGAUGGUAGCGUGAUGUGGCGAUUGGGUGGGCGCGAAACAAAUUUCGUCCAGGACUUUGUCUUUUCCAAACAGCAUGAUGUCAAGUUCGUCUCGUCGAACGGGACGCACCAUAUCAUUUCGUUCCUGAACAAUGCCUCCGACGAGAUUACCACCGACGAGAUCAUAUCCUCGGCCCUAUUUGUCGAGCUGGACACGACUGCCAACCCGAUGACCGCCCGAUUGAUCGCACGCUACAACCGUCCUGACGGCCAGCUCUCCCGACUCCGCGGCAAUACCCAGCUCCUCCCCAACGGCAACGUAUUCGUUGGCUGGAGCCAGUCAGGCUACCAGAGCGAAUUCUCUCCAGAGGGAAAAGUCCUAAUGACCGCCCGGUUUGCAUCGGACCGCUUCUCGACCUACCGCGCAUACAAGUACGAGUUCACCGGCCGGCCUCGCGCGCCGCCCGAUCUGGUAGCAUCCGUAUACGGCACGACCGAAGACGACCUGACCACGAUCUUCCAUGUCAGCUGGAACGGUGCGACCGACGUAGCCGCCUGGAACUUUUACGCCCAGGCAUAUGACGGCGGAGCUCCCGUGCUGAUCGGCAACGUCUCCAAGACCGACUUCGAGACCAUGUUCGUUGCCCACGGCUUCCUCGACUGGGUGUCUGUUGCGGCUGUCGACCACCAAGGCAAUGUGAUGGGCACCUCGGCCGUGCAUCGCACCCAGGUUCCCGAUAACUGGGAGGCCGCUGGCUUUGUGGGUUCGUCGAGAGCUCCUUCCCCGAUCAACCCGUCGAGCAUUUACAAGGUGGCCCAGGCGGGUGAGGACCACUCCUCUGCCUUGUCAAAUGGUGACACCAAGGACCUUCUUGCGGCGCUGUCUCAAGCGUAUCAGGUUGUGCGUGGCCUCGGAAAUCUUCUCAUCUUCAUUCUGGUUGUCUCGUCCUUCGCGGGAGUUCUCUUGGGCGCAUUUUGGGUUCUUCGGAGGAGGAGAAUCCAGCGCUCGCAGCCGUAUCGGCAUGUGCCUUCGGAGGAGAGUUUCCCUAUGGAGGAGACGCCACUGAGGAAUAAUGCUUCUGAUUAGAGAUUCAUGAAGUCAAAGAUAAAAGAGACUGAUCAUUUUUCUGUAUAUGUUAGUAUAGUUGCAUGAUUCUUGUAUAUAGAUAUGUACCUUGGCAUGUGUUCAGAUUCCAUCACUGGUUCUUUAAUUGUUUGGUCGGUCUAAAUAGAUAAGAGGAG